AUGUCGAGUCGCACUCCGAAUUCUAUAUUCUGGUUCAAGUCCAGUAAGAGGACUCAAUAUCAGACUUCAUCUCUUGAGUCGUAUCACAAAAUUGUUGGUUAUUUCGCUCCCAAAUCCCGCCAUUUCUUCUAUGAGCCAAUGAAAGCAAGGUUACUGCUCGCCACACUCCACUUUAAUGAAAAUCCAAAUCGGAAACAGCGUAUGGGACAAGAUGAACAGCCGCAGUGGUCGAUUUCAUACCCCAAGGGGAGAGGAGGAGCUGCAGUAGCAAAAGAGGUCAAAAUUGAAUCAACAUAUGACUAUGUACAGCUAAUUCUGGAGGACCUGCUGAAGCGGAGAGAUGACCUGCCAUCUUACAAAUUGGCAAGAGAUGCAAAGGACAAGUACCAAUUGACUCAUCCUAUUCCAGGUCCAUUGUAG
Lineus longissimus is the source of this 420-nucleotide messenger RNA. RefSeq lists its product as uncharacterized. The transcript is spliced from 5 exons. The coding region runs from base 1 to 420 and encodes 139 amino acids. Lineage: Eukaryota; Metazoa; Nemertea; Pilidiophora; Heteronemertea; Lineidae. The record is from RefSeq and is a predicted model, not a curated record.